UUCGACCAUCAGAAGAUAACAUAUGCAUCAGUUACGUGAUAAAAAUUAUCUCAUCAUUCGUAGAAACUUGGUAGAGAGGAAAAGGAAUGAAAACAAGCCAUUUAUUCUGCCUCAAAUUGAGGAUGGAUCAAGGCUUUCAAAGUAUCUUGCUGAACAAAUAUCAUGGAUGGGUUUUUUUCAAUCAACAUUAAUAGAAUUGGAUUGAUUUGAGUGUUGAAUAACUAAAGGUCAUUUAGGAUAAUUGUAAUUACCUAAUGUAAUUUUGCACACUGACCGCCAAGUAUCAAAUAAAAAAUGAACACACAAUGUCUAAUUAAAAACGUCGAUUUCGCGAUACCAAUUGAUUAUCAAAAAGGCUUCUUAGCGCUUAAUCCGGUCGCAGCAAAGAAGAGUGAAAACUUGCUUCACACUGUGAUUUAAAUUGAAAGUGUAACAUUGUUGUUGAUAAUGAAACUUGUCCAAAUAGAAAAUUCUGAUAAAAAAACCUAAUUUUAAUGUACUUUUAUAUGAACAACACUUCUUGUUUUACCCAAUAAAAACACCAAUUAAGAAACGGAAUUUGUGUUUUUAAAUUUUAAUAGUUCAAACUGAAAGUUUACCAACCUAAAUUUUUUGAGACAAUUCAUUAGCAGUAAUUUGCUUUGCAAAUAUUUGUCGUGUUUAAUGCAGUCAAACUUGUUUUUGUGCGGUACCUUUAUAAAAAAAAAUUACAUUUGAUAAAGUUAUCGGUCAUCUAGGUUUUGCGUGGGCCAUAUUCCAUAUGGCCUAGUCAAAUCUACUCGACUUCUGUAACAGAGAUUCAUCGUAUUUCAUAAGUAUUACCCCGCCAACUGCUAUUUAAGUCAAUUUUCAAUAAAAAAGUUUACAUAAAAUAUUCACGCUCGUGAAUCACACAGGUUUACAGAACAUUUGUUACAAAUGUUGAGUUAUUUUCUACUCGAUGCCUAUUCACCGUACAAAAAGGUGGUUACCUGUACUAAUUAAUUAGGAUUUUCAGUCAACAUACAAUUCGGUUGUCUUGUAUAAUAGGUAUACCGCCAAAGAAGACGACAACUGGAUCAGCCGGCUUUACGUAUUUAUGCAGAUGUGUUUUCACUCGAGCAGAAAAUUGCAACAAUAAGGCGAAUUCAUGAACCAUUUGGAAAGUUUAUUACUUUAGGUACAAAAAUUGCAUUUUCUGAUUCAAAUAAAUUCAUAGUAAUUUUAACAUAGCAGAAAGUUGUAGGAUUAGAACAAAAUAUCACAGUGUUAUCAUUUAGAUAAUUGUGCGUCAAAAGAAACAUUUCAGAUACCUAUAACGACGGUUACUGCGAUUGAAAAUUCCCUGAUCUACCAGAAAACGUCAAAAUGGGCUGCGUGCACUGUCCGCCAUUACCGCUCGUGGGAAGCUGGGUAGUAAAAUACUGGGCUAUCGUCAAGUGGAACCUUAAAAAGACACGAAAGACAGCUGUCAACGAGAUGCAGUGCAAGGCUAACUGGCGUUUUGUGGCAAACAAAGUGACCAAAAAAGCUGCACAAAACUUGAUGGAAGGAGUCCAAAGAGAGGUCCGGCAAUUCGCAUUCGCCAAAAAGGAAGCUUGAGUCAUUAUUUUUCCUUUGUUCUGUACCAAUUGAAUUUGACGAAGAAACAUGAUUUAAUUUUUAAUAAAAAAGACCGAUUCACACACAUUUCUGUUUGACAAAUUUUUGACCGUAACACCCUGUUGCGACUAACAAGUCUAGUGUAGUGGCAGUGAGAGUGUCGUCAAAAGUCAAGCCAAAUGAAUAAUAAUAUCACUAAUUAUGUGUUAUUUUUCAACAUUCAUUCGCAUGCAAGUUAUGAGCAUCGUAACUUGCAUACAAUUUUUAUUUGGGAUAUUUUUCCUUUAUUCUCUUUGUUAUUCAUUUAUUUUUAAAACUUGAAUAUAAACGACAGGAUGCAGCCAACUGACUAUUCGACAUACAAAAGUUAUGAAGAAGUUUAAAAUAUGUAGUAACUUCCUGGGACGGUCUUUAUCACACAUGUUUAACUUGUGGCCCAUUCAGAUAGUUUCAGUCACAAUCAGUUACUGUGAACCGUGUCACCCAUCGAAGUUGGCUUCAAAUCAGCAGCAGAUCCUCAAGUUAUGGCUCCAGUGGAAAAAAUUCUACUGACGAUCAGGUCGGAUCCAAUACUAACUCUUUGCUAACCACCGCUUCCAUAAUCGGCGGUUCCCUUCUUACCUAUUGGAUUGUGAAGAACCUAAAAAAUGAACAGACAACCGUGCAUGCCAAGCAGACAGCAGCCAAAACAACGCUCGUGGACAUACGAAAGGCCCACACUGAACUGCGCCAAGAUUUGCCGGUAUAUUCGAUGGAAGAGAUAAGCAAACACGAUUCGCCGCAGGCUGGAAUUUGGGUUACGUACGGUAUCGGAGUGUACGACAUAACAAAGUUUGUGCCGAAGCAUCCCGGCAGCGAUAAGGUGAUGCUUGCUGCAGGUAACGCGAUCGACCCCUUCUGGCACAUAUACCAGCAGCACAACACCGAGCAGGUACUCAAGCUGCUAGAGUCCUUCCGCAUAGGAAAUUUGAAGCGCGAUGAAAUAGUUGGCACAUCGGAUCAAGAUGACCCAUGGGCUGCCGAGCCAAAGCGUCAUCCCAUUCUUAAGGCGGCCACCCAAAGACCUUGUAAUGCGGAACCUCCGGCGUCGGUGUUGGUGGAAAGUUUCCUAACACCGAAUGAAUUCUUCUACGUCAGAAAUCACCUCCCAGUACCGCAAGUUGAUAUCACUGACUACGAGCUUGAUAUUGAAGUCGAGCUGAACGGGAAACAGAGGACUUUGAAGUUCGAUGAUUUGAAAAAGUUUCCGAAGCAUUCCGUCACAGCAACGAUCAUGUGUGGAGGAAAUCGUCGUGGUGAAAUGAUAGAAAUCAAUCCUAUUAAAGGGUUGCCCUGGGGUUCGGCAGCCGUAGGCAACGCCAAAUGGAGUGGAGUUCGUCUAGCAGAUCUGCUAACUGAAAUGGGUGUUGAGCUAGAUGAAACAAGCCAUGUGCACUUCGAAGGUCUGGAUACCGAUCCUACCAAUACGCCGUAUGCAGCAUCCAUACCGCUGUCUAAAGCAUUGGAUCCACGAGGCGACGUGAUCUUAGCGUACGAGAUGAACGACCAACCAUUGAGUCGAGACCACGGCUACCCUGUUAGAGCCAUUGUACCCGGCGUUGUCGGGGCUCGUAAUGUCAAAUGGUUAGGUAGGAUUGUGGUUUCCAAAGGCGAAUCCGAUUCCCAUUGGCAGCAAAAUGACUACAAAUCGUUUAGUCCCAGCACCGACUGGGACACAGUUGACUUCAAGACGGCUCCGGCCAUACAAAACAUGCCCGUAACGUCUGCCAUCUGCAUGCCAGCCAACGGCGAGCAAGUCAGUGCGAAAGACGGUUAUGUAACCGUCAAGGGAUACGCUUGGUCUGGCGGUGGACAAAAAAUCAUUCGCGUUGAUCUAACAACCGAUGGCGGUAACAGUUGGUUUGUGGCUGAAUUGGACCAGGUCGAACAGGACACCGGUCGCGGUCGGCACUGGUCCUGGUCGCUGUGGACAGCCAAAAUUCCUGCCAAGCCGGGUCAAAAAAUGGAAAUAUGGGCUAAGGCUGUCGACGACAACUACAAUGCACAGCCGGAAACGUUCAAAAACAUCUGGAACCUGCGGGGGGUUGUCAGUAACGCCUACAGUCGCGUUAAGGUUGAUGUUAAGUAAACUUAUAUACACAAGAGUGGCAAUGGUUGAAUUUUGAAAAAUGUGCUGAAUAUGUUGAGUCCUCUGCCUAUUUUUUACAUCUUUUUAAUCUUUUGAUUAGAAAUUCCGAUUGACCUCAAUUUGCUCAAAUCGACCGCUCUGCGUGUUUUGUGUUAUCUUUGAAUUUCCGGUUAUGAAAAGGAUUAAGAAAACCAACGAGGAUUGGAAUCAAAUAUUUUCAGCCAACUUUUGAAGAAAUUGGUGGACUGUUACCAACCUUAAGCGGAUUAAUAAAUGUUUUGCUUUUUGUAAACAGUGUCA
Messenger RNA from Wyeomyia smithii (pitcher-plant mosquito), 4009 nucleotides. It is a transcript of the gene shop, whose product is annotated as sulfite oxidase, mitochondrial. Lineage: Eukaryota; Metazoa; Arthropoda; Insecta; Diptera; Culicidae. Gene Ontology annotation, molecular function: oxidoreductase activity; molybdenum ion binding. Gene Ontology annotation, cellular component: mitochondrion. The record is from RefSeq and is a predicted model, not a curated record. Bases 2333 to 3709 code for a protein of 458 amino acids. The transcript has 5 exons.